Messenger RNA from Sciurus carolinensis (gray squirrel), 4165 nucleotides. RefSeq names its product crystallin gamma S (gene Crygs). Gene Ontology annotation, biological process: lens development in camera-type eye; visual perception. Bases 3590 to 3952 code for a protein of 120 amino acids. The record is from RefSeq and is a predicted model, not a curated record. The transcript has 2 exons. Gene Ontology annotation, molecular function: structural constituent of eye lens. Lineage: Eukaryota; Metazoa; Chordata; Mammalia; Rodentia; Sciuridae.
UUGUUGUUGUUUUUUGACAUUAACAUUUUUCAAUGUCUAAGCAAGACAUUAUAGAAAAAGGCUUGCAUCUAGAUGUGUCUGAUUAUUUCCUCAUGUUUGGAUUCAGACAACAUAUUUGGCAAGAAAACUACAGAGGCAAUAUUAUACUUCCCAGUAUAUCAUCAGAAAGUACUUGAUCCAUAAUUGGUUAGUGGCUAAUCUUUUUUUUUUUUUUCCUGCCACUUGGCAAAUAGAAAAAUCAUGCUUAUCAUCCAGAAGGUUUGGGGAAAAACAGAAGAUUGUCUUUAGUGCUCUUAGGUUCUUGAAAAUGUGCCAUGCACAUCCUACUAACAAAGAAUUUGAAGUCCUUAGAUUUCCAUGGACCAUGGAUGUUACAUAACCAUCUUACAAAGAUGAAAACAUCCCUCACUUUCUGGAAUGUCAAAGGUUUCCAGAAUGGUAAUAAUAUGAACUCCUAUUUCUCAAAGCUGGGUUGUUCAUUUAUUUAAGUAACUUUUGCUUGCUAGUCCAAGGGAGAUAGUAAAUUAUUUCUUACUGUUUCUCAUAGCUUCUCCCUUUCCCACUCUUGCUAGCAAUUUAAUCAAGGAAUUAUGGCUUUGGCAAAAGAAUAGAUUUUAUUAAGCAUGUUUUCUUUCUCAGAUGCUAAAGAUGUAUUUCCUUCUUUGUUGGAUUGGUAAGCUGUUUUCAAAAGAAUUUUGAAAAUGAUAGAAACCUUGUAGUAAAUUUUAGGAAAAUGUUCUGCACAUUUCUUAGUUUUCUAUAAAACAAUUUGCUUAAGGGUCACAACCUCUCAGCUAACAAUAAAACGAGUAAAUUUCAUGUUUCUUUUACAAAUAGAAAUUGAAUAUACCCAGUAUUAACAUUCUCUGACUCUGAAGAGCUUGGUCUUGGAGCUCAGUAAUGAUUCCAUGACAAUAUGAGUACUUUGGGCCUUUGGUCAGUUGACUGGUCAGCUGGGAUGAAGAACAGCCUGGUGACCUUAUAGAACACCAUGUAUAUUUCUACUUCUCAGAUAUUGGUGUCAGUCAGACAAAUGUGCAUAGGGCAGUAAGUAUGAGAAAAAAGUAACAUGAUAAUUUCAUUUCCCAUUAGCAUGUUCCUUACAAAGCUGCUGUUUUGGUGAAUAGUUGGUCAGAAACAAGGUGAAUUGAGUUUAUGAAUUAGGGAGUUUAGAACCUAUCCAUUCUUAUAGAAGUUAUCUGAUUUUCUAAAGAUCUCUCCACAGGUUGUAGGAAAAACCUCGCAGGCUCAGGAUCAGUCCUGUUCAGCAUCAAAGAGUAAUGCUACCAUGUUGAACAGAGCUACCUGUGCAUGUGGGAAGACAGUAGAGGAAAAUAAAAUGAACCAUGGAUUACUGAACUUGAUGCAGCUAUCUUGUAACUAGCUAGUGACCUCAGGCAAGUUACUUCUUUGUACCACUGUAGAAAAGCUUAUUGGCAAUUAGGAAUCAAGCAGUAAACCAAAUGCUUUGUAGACUGCUUUUGAACCCUGAGAACACCCCUCUGCAGUAGAAAUUGUUACCUUGUUUUUCAAAUGAAGAUCUUUAUGAAAAGGUUCAAUGCCCUGUCCCAGGCCCCAGAGCUAGUAAGUAGUGAUGCCAGCAUUUUUUUCUUUUCAUCUAUGAACUGAGGUACCAUCGAUCUCUUAAGUUUGCUGUGCUAAGAUGAAGAAGGGAGCAGAAAAACAAAAAUUGGGUGAGAAGAGAUGAUUCUUCUAGUAGAUGAGAAGGGGGAAAUGGAAUUUUUUAGGGAACAGGAAGUACAAAGAGUGAAAGAAAUGGGAAAGGAAGGGAAAGACUAAGGUAGAAGGAAAUAAUUGUUGGUAUAUGUUUCUAUCUAGAAAGAAACACCCCAGGUGGAAGAGGAUAUUUUAUGCCCUUUGCGAUUCAUUUUUUUCCUGUCCUUCAUUCUCUCUGUCUAAUUACUCACCAAAUCUUAAGUUUCUUUUGAUAGCUUCCCAUUGCAGUUGCAUUUCACUUGGUCUUCAUCAUCUCCCCCUGGGCUCCUAGCAACCAUCUAUUUUCAGGCACAAACCACUAAUGUUCGGCUUCCUCAUGAGUUUCGAGGAGAUUGAGUCUAGCAUGGCUCUUGUGUCAUUUUUUUCUGACAUUUUCCCCUAAUAUUUAACCACAUAUUCAAUAUGUGCUAGAGUUAACUGAACUACUCAUUGUCCCUAUAAUAAGCCACAUUAUCCCACUCCUUUAUUCUUUUUAACAGGUUUGUCUCUCUUUGCUUCUGGAAAACAUCUACUUUCAAUCCUCUGUUAAUGACUCAAAACUACCUGGCUCUAUCUAUCUGAAAUUACUCGUUUGGGUUCAUUAAAGCAAAUUAGCCACAAGGUGGCGGCACAAUUCCAGGAAAUUAGCCACUCAUAAGUGACACAUGCAUUCAAUUCAAAUUCUAACUUAGCAUUGAUCUUAGAUUUGGAAUUAUUGAGCAAGAAGGAAAAAACUCCAGUCCAUUUGUGGUUUUUAUAGGAUUUUUCAGAAAUUGCUUUAUAAAUCCCUAAGUGUUCUUGGGAGUUCUCUUUUUCUCUUUUAUUUCAGCCAGAAUUACACUGAGUUGUUUUAUAGCCAGGGCUUCCAGUCUCUCUAGUCAUGUUAUUUGACAAAUGGAAAACUGAAGCCCAGAGAGAUGAUUGGACUAAGGUAUGUUGGUGGUGGAGAAGCUGCCCUAGAGCUGAGUUGCCUUAUUUCUGGUUUCCGAGGGCUGCAUGUUUCUCUUUGCUGUGAGAGGCUUACCCCAGUCACUGUGGAAGAGAUUUGGUAAGAAUUUGAAGCAAAGAGUGCUCUUGUCAUCUUGUUACUUUACAGCUACCCCAUUAGCAAGAAACUAAUGUACAACAUAGCGUAGUGUAUUUUAAUGUGUGUUUGCUCUAUAGUCUUCUAAAAUAAACUCUCGAAAGUUAAUCUGUGUUUUCAUUAAGUUUCUGUGUACAUCUUCCAUAUUACUUAGCAUGAAUCUCUGUGUGUGGAACUUAGAGGCAAGGAGAAAAAGGCUUGUCAGUCAAGUACUGGGCACAGGGAGCUCAAAGUUAAGUAAGCCUUGGUUCUUUCCCUUGGACGAAGUCUGGUAGGAGUCUGGUGGGAGGAUGAAGAUAUAAGUGGAUAGUCUACAAUACAAUGUGAUAAGUACAGAGAGCUAUGGGAACAUGAAGAAGCCAUGAACUUGAGUCAGAAACUGCUGGUUUAAGUUAGAGCCGUUUUGUCUUUUGCUUCAUUUUAAGUCUUCCAAAAGUACACAUUCCUAUUGUUGACAGCUAAAGUUGUCUGCCAGAAACCAAAUGUCGUGAGGUAAGUUAGAACUAUAUAUACUAUCUCCUCUGAAUUGAGGAGAAAGGAAUUUUUAAAGUGGGUAAGAUAUUUUAAUUUUCAUUUUAUCUGUGAAUAAAGCCACCCAGCUCCUCAGUUCUUCUAUUUAUUUGUCCUAUACUUCAGAUUACUUUUUAUGAAGACAAAAAUUUUCAAGGCCGUCGCUAUGACUGUGAUUGCGACUGUGCAGAUUUCCACUCAUACCUAAGUCGCUGCAACUCAAUCAGAGUGGAAGGAGGCACCUGGGCUGUGUACGAAAGGCCCAACUUUGCUGGGCACAUGUACAUCUUACCUCAGGGUGAGUACCCUGAAUACCAGCGUUGGAUGGGCCUCAAUGACCGCCUGAGCUCCUGCAGGGCUGUUCAUCUGUCUAGCGGAGGCCAGUAUAAGAUUCAGAUCUUUGAGAAAGGGGAUUUUAAUGGUCAGAUGUAUGAAACCACUGAAGACUGCCCUUCCAUCAUGGAGCAGUUCCACAUGCGAGAGAUCCACUCCUGUAAGGUGCUGGAAGGUGUCUGGGUUUUCUAUGAGCUACCCAACUACCGUGGCAGACAGUACCUCCUGGACAAGAAGGAGUACCGGAAGCCCAUUGACUGGGGUGCAGCUUCUCCAGCUGUCCAGUCAUUCCGCCGCAUUAUGGAGUAAUGACAUGGAUGGGGCCAUAGGUUUCUUCCUGAGGGCCAAAUACUGGCUGGCCUCAUGGUCCUAAUAGGCAUCAUAAAUAAAAGCAAUUGGCAUGCAUCCCACUGCUGACUAUAAUGCCUCUUAAAUGCUUUUAGGGACUAGCAUGGUAGUGCCCACCACAGUGGUCAGUUAACCAAAGCAACUCAUCCAUCAGAUCACCAAUCUAGAUCUUCA